CGUAAUUUCUUGGGCGACGAAAGCCCAUUUUCUUUGGAUAUUGAAGACUACCGAUCACGGAUUCGGCUUGAGGCUAUUCUCCAACGAUGAUUGAGUCCAUUAAGCACUGAUUUGGGCGGAUUUAUUCCGGGUCAAUUUUGGGCAUAAUCCAAAGGGGUACCAUCACAGCUUUCGGUCGAUUUAUCCGAAAUGCCAUUUUCUUUCGUUUCUGGAGGCUACAGAUCACGGAAACAGGCCGAGGCUAUUCUCCACCGAUAAUGAUGUCAAUUUAUUCUAUUCUCCAUGGAUGAUAAGUCCGUUAAGCAUCGAUUUGGGCCGAUUUAUUUUCGGAUGGCAUUUUCGUAAUUUCUUAGGCGACGAAAGGCCAUUUUCUUUGGAUAUUGAAGGCUACAGAUCACGAAUUCGGACUGUGUCUAUUCUCCAAUGAUGAUUGAGUCCAUUAAGCACCGAUUUGGGCGGAUUUAUUCCGGGCCAAUUUUUGGCCGAUUCAAAGGGAUACCAUCACAGAUUUCGGCCGAUUUAUCCGAAAUGCCAUUUUCUUUUGAUUGGAGAGGCUACAGAUCGCGAAAUCAGGCCGAGGCUAUGUUCCACCGAUAAUGAAGUCUAUUGAUCCUAUUCUCUACGGAUGAUAAGUCCGUUAAGCAUGGAUUUGGCCAAUUUAUUUUCGGAUGGAAUUUUCGUAAUUUCAUGGGCGAGAACGGCCAUUUUCUUUGGAUAUUGAAGGCUACAGAUCACGGAUUCGGCCUGAGGCUAUUCUCCAACGAUGAUCAAGUCCAUUAAGCACCGAUUUGGGCGGAUUUAUUCCGGGUCAAUUUUUGGCAGAUUCCAUAGGGGUACUAUCACAGAUUUCGGCCGAUUUAUCCGAAAUGCCAUUUUCUUUCAAUUCGAGAGGCUACAGAUCACGGAAUCAGACCGAGGCUAUUCUCCACCGAUAAUGAAGUCUAUUGAUCCUAUUCUCUAUGGAUGAUAAGUCCGUUAAGCAUCGAUUUGGGCCAAUUUAUUUUCGGAUGGCAUUUUCGUAAUUUCUUGGGCGACGAAAGGCCAUUUUCUUUGGAUAUUGAAGGCUAUCGAUCACGGAUUCGGCUUGAGGCUAUUCUCCAACGAUGAUUGAGUCCAUUAAGCACUGAUUUGGGCGGAUUUAUUCCGAGUCAAUUUUUGGCAUAAUCCAAAGGGGUACCAUCACAGCUUUCGGUCGAUUUAUCCGAAAUGCCAUUUUCUUUCGUUUCUGGAGGCUACAGAUCACGGAAACAGGCCGAGGCUAUUUUCCACCGAUAAUGAAGUCAAUUUAUUCUAUUCUCCACGGAUGAUAAGUCCGUUAAGCAUCGAUUUGGGCCGAUUUAUUUUCGGAUGGCAUUUUCGUAAUUUCUUAGGCGACGAAAGGCCAUUUUCUUUGGAUAUUGAAGGCUACAGAUCACGAAUUCGGACUGUGUCUAUUCUCCAAUGAUGAUUGAGACCAUUAAGCACCGAUUUGGGCGGAUUUAUUCCGGGCCAAUUUUUGGCCGAUUCCAAGGGGUACCAUCACAGAUUUCGGCCGAUUUAUCCGAAAUGCCAUUUUCUUUUGAUUGGAGAGGCUACAGAUCGCGAAAUCAGGCCGAGGCUAUGUUCCACCGAUAAUGAAGUCUAUUGAUCCUAUUCUCUACGGAUGAUAAGUCCGUUAAGCAUGGAUUUGGCCAAUUUAUUUUCGGAUGGAAUUUUCGUAAUUUCAUGGGCGAGAAAGGCCAUUUUCUUUGGAUAUUGAAGGCUACAGAUCACGGAUUCGGCCUGAGGCUAUUCUCCAACGAUGAUCAAGUCCAUUAAGCACCGAUUUGGGCGGAUUUAUUCCGGGUCAAUUUUUGGCAGAUUCCAUAGGGGUACCAUCACAGAUUUCGGCCGAUUUAUCCGAAAUGCCAUUUUCUUUCGAUUCGAGAGACUACAGAUCACGGAAUCAGACCGAGGCUAUUCUCCACCGAUAAUGAAGUCUAUUGAUCCUAUUCUCUACGGAUGAUAAGUCCGUUAAGCAUCGAUUUGAGCCAAUUUAUUUUCGGAUGGCAUUUUCGUAAUUUCUUGUGCGACGAAAGGCCAUUUUCUUUGGAUAUUGAAGGCUACCGAUCACGGAUUCGGCUUGAGGCUAUUCUCCAACGAUGAUUGAGUCCAUUAAGCACUGAUUUGGGCGGAUUUAUUUCGGGUCAAUUUUUGGCAUAAUCCAAAGGGCUACCAUCACAGCUUUCGGGCGAUUUAUCCGAAUUGCCAUUUUCUUUCGUUUCUGGAGGCUACAGAUCACGGAAACAGGCCGAGGCUAUUCUCCACCGAUAAUGAAGUCAAUUUAUUCUAUUCUCCACGGAUGAUAAGUCCGUUAAGCAUCGAUUUGGGCCGAUUUAUUUUCGGAUGGCAUUUUCGUAAUUUCUUAAGCGACGAAAGGCCAUUUUCUUUGGAUAUUGAAGGCAACAGAUCACGGAUUCGGACUGUGUCUAUUCUCCAAUGAUGAUUGAGUCCAAUUAAGCACCGAUUUGGGCGGAUUUAUUCCGGGCCAAUUUUUGGCCGAUUCCAAGGGGUACCAUCACAGAUUUCGGCCGAUUUAUUCGAAAUGCCAUUUUCUUUUGAUUGGAGAGGCUACAGAUCACGAAAUCAGGCCGAGGCUAUGCUCCACCGAUAAUGAAGUCUAUUGAUCCUAUUCUCCACGGAUGAUAAGUCCGUUAAGCAUCGAUUUGGGCCAAUUUAUUUUCGGAUGGCAUUUUCGUAAUUUCUUGGGCGACGAAAGUCCAUUUUCUUUGGAUAUAGAAGGCUACCGAUCACGGAUUCGGCUUGAGGCUAUUCUCCAACGAUGAUUUAGUCCAUUAAGCACUGAUUUGGGCGGAUUUAUUCCGGGUCAAUUUUUGGCAUAAUCCAAAGGGGUACCAUUACAGCUUUCGGUCGAUUUAUCCGAAAUGCCAUUUUCUUUCGUUUCUGGAGGCUACCGAUCACGGAAACAGGCCGAGGCUAUUCUCCACCGAUAAUGAAGUCAAUUUAUUGUAUUCUCCACGGAUGAUAAGUCCGUUAAGCAUCUAUUUGGGCCGAUUUAUUUUCGGAUGGCAUUUUCGUAAUUUCUUAGGCGACGAAAGGCCAUUUUCUUUGGAUAUUGAAGGCUACAGAUCACGAAUUCGGACUGUGUCUAUUCUCCAAUGAUGAUUGAGUCCGUUAAGCAUCGAGUUGGGCCAAUUUAUUUUCGGAUGGCAUAUUCGUAAUUUCUUGGGAGUCGAAAGGCCAUUUUCUUUGGAUAUUAAAGGCUACAGAUCACGGAUUCGGCCUGAGGCUAUUCUCCAACGAUGAUUGAGUACAUUAAGCACCGAUUUUGGCGGAUUUAUUCCGGGCCAAUUUUUGGCCGAUUCCAACGGGUACCAUCACAGAUUUCGGCCGAUUUAUCCGAAAUGCCAUUUUCUUUUGAUUGGGGAGGCUACAGAUCACGAAAUCAGGCCGAGGCUAUGCUCCACCGAUAAUGAAGUCUAUUGAUCCUAUUCUCUACGUAUGAUAUGUCCGUUAAGCAUGGAUUUGGCCAAUUUAUUUUCGGAUGGAAUUUUCGUAAUUUCAUGGGCGACGAAAGGCCAUUUUCUUUGGAUAUUGAAGGCUACAGAUCACGGAUUCGGCCUAUGGCUAUUCUCCAACGAUGAUCAAGUCCAUUAAGCACCGAUUUGGGCGGAUUUAUUCCGGGUCAAUUUUUGGCAGAUUCCAAAGGGGUACCAUCACAGAUUUUGGCCGAUUUAUCCGAAAUGCCAUUUUCUUUCGAUUCCAGAGGCUACAGAUCACGGAAUCAGACCGAGGCUAUUCUCCACCGAUAAUGAAGUCUAUUGAUUCUA
Messenger RNA from Linum trigynum, 3809 nucleotides. NCBI's taxonomy places the organism in Eukaryota, Viridiplantae, Streptophyta, Magnoliopsida, Malpighiales, Linaceae. The record is from the annotation of a GenBank genome assembly.